Salvelinus namaycush (lake trout) is the source of this 2011-nucleotide messenger RNA. RefSeq names its product transmembrane protein 33-like. The record is from RefSeq and is a predicted model, not a curated record. Bases 161 to 913 code for a protein of 250 amino acids. The transcript is spliced from 8 exons. Gene Ontology annotation, biological process: membrane organization; endoplasmic reticulum tubular network organization. Lineage: Eukaryota; Metazoa; Chordata; Actinopteri; Salmoniformes; Salmonidae. Gene Ontology annotation, cellular component: endoplasmic reticulum; membrane.
GCAGUUACUGCAUAUCUUCAUACUGUCUUUGGUAGGAAGGACGCAGAUGGCUGAGUAGCUAGCUACUGUAGCAAAAUUAGCCAACAAAAUAACACAAUCACUCGUACAAGUGACACAACGUUGAUUUCGACAGUUUCAGGGAUAAACCAGAGUCAAGAAGAUGGCUGACACAGAGCAAACAAGUGCCCCUCCUCCCCCUCAAUUAGGGACAGUGCAAUUCAUGUUGGCUAACAAACUAGAGACGGCAAUGUGGCUCUCGCGGCUCUUCACCGUCUAUUGCUCAGUAAUGUUCAUUCUACCUCUCUUAGGACCCCAGGCGGCUGCCAAUUUCUAUCAGCGUGCGCUGCUGGCCAACGCACUCACCAGUGCUCUGCGGCUACACCAGCGGCUUCCUCACUUCCAGCUCAGCAGAGCCUUCCUAGCCCAGGCACUCCAAGAGGACAGCUGUCACUACCUGCUGUACUCCCUCAUCCUGGUCAACUCUUACCCCAUUACAAUGAGCAUAUUCCCAGUCUUCCUCUUCUCGUUGCUUCAUGCAACCACCUACACAAAGAAGGUUCUUGACGCAAUGGGCCCCAAUAGCCUUCUCUUCAUGAGGAACUUCCUCAACAAGCUCUCGGCCAACCAGCAGAACAUCCUGAAGUUCAUCGCCUGCAAUGAGAUCUUCCUCAUGCCAGCCACCAUAUUCAUGCUCUUCAGUGGCCAGGGAAGCUUGCUGCAGCCUUUCAUUUACUACAGGUUUCUAACUCUCCGCUAUACAUCAAGGAGAAACCCAUAUUGCCGCACCCUGUUCUCAGAGCUGCGGAUUCUGCUGGAACAUUUCGUCAUGAAGCCCGCCUGCCCCGCCUUCUUCAGAAAGAUGUGCCUCAACAGUGUCUCCUUUAUGAGCCGCCUGGCCCCCACCGCAGUGUGACCUUACUUCCUGUUCCCACACAACCAUAGUUUGUACUGUAAGGGGCGUGGCAGCAUUUCAACUCAAGAGGGACGGACGAACAACAACUUUGAGAGCAAGGAAAAAAACCUUUUGAAUGUUAGUCUGGUCUGUCUUCCUGCUGCUCUGUUCAUAUGCUACAGCGGAGGCUGAGGCUCGGACUGCGACGCACUGAAAACUGAUUGUUUUCAAUAUGGCUUUAUGGAACAGCCAAACACUCACUCCACCCCCCUCUUUUCUCUCGCUCUCUUUGGGAAUAAACACCAGCUGACUAUUUGAUGUGUUCUACUUCUAAGGAUUGACCUUGUGAUGGUUAAAUGUCUUUGUCAUGGAAAAUACUUGUUCUUAUCUUUAAAAAAAAAAAUACUAACUUCUGAGAUUAGAUAAUUAAAUUGUACUAUACAUAGUUGCAGUCUCUUUUUUUUUAAUAGCCAAAUAUUGUGCUUUUCAAAGGUGAUGUCAGUUGCUCUGUAUUUUAUUUUUUACAUCCACUAAUUCCAUUUUAUGUUUGUUUUCUUACACGGAAAGCAUUGGUUAUGAUUGUGUCUUAACACAUUUCUACUCUUUGAAUUUGAAAUGUGAUCAAUGCCAUGUAACUCACUAUUUAAAAAAUGUGUUGGCAGUUGAGGCAGUGUCAAAAGGGCCCUGAAAUUAGAAGGCAACAUAUCUGCUCUAUUUUGAAGACUUAAAUGGUACAAGGACAUGUAGUUGUAGGAUUUAUGGCUGAAAUGAAUCAGUUUCACUAUACCAGCAUUUCCUCAGUCUGCACAAAGCACAUGUUAUGCAGUAAAUGGGAAGGACUAGGCUGGUUUCAAAUACAAGUUUAUAUUUGCAUUUUUAAUAGGUUUUCUAAUUGAAAAUCUAUUUAAAUUCAGGUUCAAUUUAACUGAUUUGUGGCUAAUAUCCCUAUAGUUUUCCGAUUCAGUGCACGCCCAUGUUAAAUUUCUUUAUUUACUUGUAGAGAAACCAUGUUUGUAUAGCUCUGGAAUAAAUUUCUCCAUUCUCUUAAAUCGAAAAAUGACCUUGUUGAAUGAGAUUUAUAACCUCCAUAUUCACUAAUAUAAACAUGAUUCGUAUCAA